Molecule: messenger RNA, 1589 nt
Organism: Aphanomyces astaci
Lineage: Eukaryota; Oomycota; Saprolegniomycetes; Saprolegniales; Verrucalvaceae
Product: glycolate oxidase, subunit GlcD
Exons: 9
Coding region: 75-1496 (473 amino acids)
Biological process (GO): lactate catabolic process
Cellular component (GO): mitochondrion
Molecular function (GO): FAD binding; D-lactate dehydrogenase (NAD+) activity; D-lactate dehydrogenase (cytochrome) activity
Source: RefSeq, a predicted model, not a curated record
CACCACUUCGUGGCAAGUCGAAAUCAUCAUCACCUCUUCGUGCACUUCGUCAUCGACUUGACUUAGAACAUCUCAUGCUGCGCCCAUCUUUGUUCGCCCGGCGUUUCUUGUCGACGUCAUCUACCUUCACGCCGCGCAAUGCGACGCCUGAGACCGUUGACAAGCUCCGCCAACUCUUGGGCGAUCGGCUCUCAACCGCCACAUCCGUGCGCGAGCACCACGGCAAAGACGAAUCGUAUCACUCUGCACCCCCGCCGGACGCAGUGGCCUUUGUGACCAGUACCGACGAAGUGUCCAAGGUGCUGCAGAUCUGCUCCGAGGCCAAGACGCCCGUGAUUCCGUUUGGCGCUGGGUCGUCCUUGGAAGGACACAUCUCGGCGGUCUGCGGCGGCAUUUCCCUCGACCUCACAGGGCUAAACGCGAUUUUGAACGUCGAGCCCGAAAACAUGAGCUGCCGAGUGCAAGCCGGCGUCACGCGCCUGCAGCUCGAGUCGGAAUUGCGAGCCACGGGCCUCUUCUUUCCUGUCGAUCCCGGCGCCGACGCCACCCUCGGAGGCAUGGUUGCCACCAACGCUUCGGGCACCACCACUGUUCGCUACGGCAACAUGAAAGCGAACGUUCUUGCCCUCACAGCAGUCCUUGCCAAUGGCCAAGUCAUUCAAACUGGCUCGAGAGCUCGCAAAUCGUCCGCUGGGUAUGACCUCACGCGGCUUCUUAUCGGUUCAGAGGGCACGUUGGCAGUCGUGACCGAGGUGGAAUUGCGACUUCACGGCGUACCCGAGCUCCAGCGGCUGGCGGUGUGCAGCUUCCCGUCCAUCCAGCAGGCUGUGGACACAUGCACCGCCAUCAUGCAGAUGGGCAUUCCCGUCGCGCGCAUGGAGUUUAUGGACGAACAUACGAUGGCCGCGACCAACAAAUACUCUAAACUCCACAACGCAGAGCUUCCAUCGCUCGUGAUCGAGUUGAAUGGCACAGCCGACGACAUUGAAAACCAAACGUCCAUGGUCGAAGCAUUGACCGAAGAAUACGAUGUGCAAAAGGUCGAGUGGGCAACGUCCACCGAAGACCGUGCGGAAUUGAUGAAGGCCCGCCAUGCCGCGUGGUAUGCCACGUUGAAUUUGGUGCCUGGGAGUCGUGGCUUGUCUACCGAUGUGUGCGUGCCGUUGUCCAAGCUGACGCAGGUGAUUGUCGACACCCAAGCCGACUUGCAAUCGUCCAAUCUCAUUGGCAACAUUGUCGGACAUGUGGGAGAUGGCAACUUUCACGUGAUGCUGCCGUUCGUUCCUGCCGACUAUCCCCAGAUCCAAGCCUUCAGCGACCGCCUGAUUGAGCGGGCGCUGGCAGCCGGCGGCACAUGCACUGGCGAGCAUGGCAUUGGUCUGGGGAAGAAAAAGUACUUGGCGCUCGAGCACGGAGGCGCCACGACCGACGUCAUGCGGGCCAUCAAGGCGGCGUUGGACCCGCAUGAGAUUCUCAAUCCUGGCAAACUGUUCUAAGUGUAUGACAACACGAUACAGUGUAGAGUAGGAGCACUGUACUACUGUAAUGACCAAAUAGAGUGUCUGGCUCUGGUACCUCGAGUCGUCGUG